AUGUCCGGGUUUAAGUUCAAUUUAAAGGGAAAACCUGCAACUAAAAGUAAGGUCAUUAAACCUAUUAAGCUUGGUGGUGCUCUAAAAGGAAAACAACCAUUGAAAAAAACAAACAUAAGGCUAGAGCAGCAUGAUUCGGAUUCUGACUCCGACUCCGAGAAGGUGGUAAGCAUUGAUUCCUUUGGCAAAAGCGGCGCUUCCCAGGGCAAUAUCUCCGUAGAUAGCAAGGCUAAACAUGGACCUUUAGUUAUUAAACAACAACAUGCACUGGACUGGAAACUGAAAUUAAAGGCGAAGUCAAGUAAAAUCGUAGAUGGGCCUAAGGAAAGUGAAUCUUCUGAACUAAGUGAUGAUCAACUUAUACGGCAAUCGUUAAUUUCGGGUGAAAAGUUAGAAACAGAAAAUGGCCUUGUAAUUAAUGUCAAUGAUAAAGCUGAAGAAGCAGAUAACGAGUCAUACGACACAGUUCCAGUUGAACAAUUUGGAGCUGCAAUGUUGAGAGGAAUGGGGUGGAAACCCACGAGAAAGGGAAAGAACUCCACUGACGCUGACCUAAACAAAAAGGUAAUAGAAAGUAGGCAGCGUAGUGCUAUGCUAGGGAUUGGAGCAAAAGAAGUUGAAAGCGAGCUAAUGAAUUCCAAAUUGAAGACUUUUGAAGUUCCGAUCAUCAAGCGUCUUAAAGACUCUGGGGAGGCAAUUCACAAUAAGUAG
Molecule: messenger RNA, 711 nt
Organism: Dujonia railenensis
Lineage: Eukaryota; Fungi; Ascomycota; Pichiomycetes; Serinales; Debaryomycetaceae
Source: the annotation of a GenBank genome assembly